CCUCGUGUUCCUUAUAAAACCCCCCCAUCGAUCCCUUACAGACAUCCUCCGUCUAGAAGUAUUGAUAAAUCUCCGCCUAGGGGUGGUACGUCUAAACCUUCUCAACCAGAUCCUCGUACCCUCAAGACUUCAUUUUCAUCGAGUCCUACGGUAUCUUCUCAGAAAAAGGGAGAUCCACCUAGAGGUUCUCGGUAUGCAUUUAAUCGUCCUUCGCCUAAUCCAUCUCCUCAGUGUUCGGAGCAGAUGAAUGUUCAACCUCUUCGUUCUAUAGCUCCUCCUACCGUGACGCCUUCUCAGAAACCCAAGGCAUCGCAAACCACUGUCUUGGUGAAGUAUCCUUCUUCAAAAGGGGUUGCAUCGAAGGUAGACCUAUCAAGGAACGUUGCGACCAAGAGGAAGGCUUCAGAUAUGAGUCUUCCGAAGAAUCCCGUCAGGCAAGACCGUAUCUUCCAAGGCUGCCCCAGUUAUCCAAAGUAUCUCAGUUUCGAAGAAGAAGAAGAAAAAGGUCUCUUAUAAUCAUAUUGAUCUAGAAGUUUUCAAGACUAAGCAUGGUCUUGAAGCCUUCGAUGUUAAGUUUUACAAUCAAGGAGACAAUCUCACAUAUGAUAUGAUCGUAAACUACAAUACGAUGCUUUCCAUCUGUUGACGACCGUAGGGGGUUUCGAAGCUGGUCUUAUAUUUCCUUUGUAUAAAUCAGGUGACUCUUUCUACUACGAUGCUUUGGAAAACCGUGAGGGUUCCACUUCUCAUACCCACCGUCGCUCAGUAGUUUAGUUGAGUGGGACCUACCUUCGGACACUUAAGGAGUGUUAUCUUCGGAGAAAAUGUGAGACGAUGAUGACAUUCUAUGCUCCUAAUCUUGCGGAGAAGGACUGGUAAACCCCUGAGAACUUCAAUGAUUCUUUUGGGGAUUAUGUCAAUGAUAGGAGUCGGAAACCCUGGAGCGUUGGUCUUUGUACAAUGGCAGCUUCCCAGGGUGAGGUUCGUCUUCUAAGUGAAGUGAGUGACUCGAAGCUUAAGUUUGUCCCUAGUACUGAAGAGACUGGAAAUCCGAGACUUUUUCCAAAAGACGAGCGUCUCAAACGUGAUCACGACUAUGAGUGGCAUGCCACCUCCAUUGAGGUCAUUGGACCCUGGUCUCAUGGUUGGGUGCCCGGUCUACAUGGAUGAUGCCCUAUUGCUGGUAGCCAGCCUCGUGAUGGUGCUCCGUCCCGCUAUGGUGACUUCUGUCCUUGGCGGCUGAAUUUUGCUGGUAUGAAUUUUGAUUAUACUGUUGAUGCCGCUGAUGUUGAUGAAGACGAGAGUUUUGAUGCGAUUUUUCCUUCGAAGGGUGCUGCCACUGUUAAGGUAUAAUUACAUAUAAUAGUGCGUGGUACUUAUAUGCUUUCCCCUGGAAUUAGACGUUGAUUAUAUGCUUGUUGCAAGCUACGAGAAAGAAAAAGCUUGGUCUUGUUCAGUCUUCUACCACCGGUGUGGGAGAAAUGGAAAUUCCCGAGGUUACCAGCCCGGAGAACGAUGAAGGAAAUUCCGAAGAGGAGGUUAUCGAUGAUGAGGAACGUACUGAUGCUUCCCAGCACGACCAUGAAGAUGACGAAGAUGUUGAUGACAAAGAUGAUGGAGAGAAAGUAGUUUCUGAGGAUGCUGAGGCUCGCGCCGCUAGAGAGGCCGAAGAAAGGAAAAAAUCCGAGGGUCGGGAGACCGCUGCCGAUAAAGGUGCCACCGUUGAUGCAUCUUCUGAGGGCUUCGUACAGGCCGUGAUGCACGAGGGGGACGAUGCUCCCUUUGAAUGGUUGAUGAAUAAAGCCUUGAUGUGCGUUCCUAAUUGUGCUCCCGCGGUUCCUGGUGAAAGGGAUUAUCAUUACUUCACCCGUCAAAGGACGAAGCUGUCGUUUGAGGAUGAAGUCGCGACGCUCUGGGAAAAGGAUUUUGGAGCUACUUCAACUAGUAUGUUGGUUGAUCCCCCUUCAUCCAUUGAUGAUAUGAUGGAUAUAGCUGAUGGGUACCAAUAUCGUUUCCCUCAGCAACACAUUCUUGAGCUGGUGAGGAGCGAGUAUUGCAACCGUACAUUGUACCAGUUCUUUAGGGCGAAGGCCCUUAAGCUAGAGGCGAAGCUACGCCAGAGAGAUGACCAACUGAAUUCGGCUGAGGAAAUCAUUUUGGCUAAGGAUAAAGAGAUACUGGAGCUGAAAGAAUAAUUGAAGGGAAAAUAGCAGUUGGGUGCCACGGAGACAGAACUUCGUCAGGAAGUAGUUUCUCUUAAGGAUGAGUUAGAGAAAGCUCGAGCAGAGGCGUCGUCCAAAGCGGGCGAUGCCAGAGAAUUAAUGUGGCUUCGAGGUGAGAGAGCUCGUCAAGCUUCCCGGACAAAGAAGUUAGUUUCAAAGAUCAUAAAGGAAGCCGACAAGUGGAAUGGCCGCGCUGAUCAGCACAACAAGAUGUUGGUCGAUGUGCGCAAGUAGAUGGAGUAUGUUAUAUCUUUGCGAAAUUCUCUAUCCAAGGCUUUACUCCGUAUGAAAGUUCCAUGGAAUGGACUUGUCAAUCUUUGCAUGAGGCGAGAGAUGAAGUUUAUCGGUUAGAAGCAAAGAUGGCUGACUUAAAAGUGGAGCUUCUUCAGGCUCGAUCAUCUCAUGGUCUUGAUGUCCAAAAAUAUAUACAUCGAUGGGUUCGUGAGAGAGACGAUGCUAGGGAAGAAGCACAUGCUCUCAGCAAGUCCUUGUAUGCUUCUCGCGCCGAUGUUGCCCGUUUAGUUGACUCAGAGAAGGAUCUUGAGGUUAACAUGUACAGAGUUACCAAGGGGAUGGGGGAAAUGAGUACUGAGGUCAAUCGUCUUCAUCAUUUAGACUCUAUGAAGCAGAGCUCGAGGGACAGCUUGGCUUCGCAAAUGAGAAGCUUAAAGAAGCUCAAUCUGACUUAGUGUAGCAGCAAGGACAAACCAAAUACUUUGAAGCGCUGACUGGGUCACCGGAUACAUCGGCAAAGGAGGCAAACCAGGAAGUAGCGCGGUUGAAGUCUUCGCUAUCACAGUCUGAACUUAGAGCUGAUGUUAUUGCGCAUAAGGCUCGUUGUCAGCUUGCCGAAGAGGUCAAUAAGACCUUGAAUAGGAUAGAGCAAGGACUUUCGAAAGAGCAUGGCCUCAUUAAGAGAUACAUUCGCUGCCCCGUGCCCGAGCCUUUCACUUUUACCUCCGAUCCAUCUUCGGGUGGUAACGUCCCUUCGUAUCACAAGAAGUGUCCAUCCGAUCGCAUUGAGUCUUCUGAGGAAAAAUAGGCCUCUGGGUUGGUGUAGAAAUUUGAUCUCUAUUGAUUACUUGGCUUCGGGCCAUUUUUUGUAUAUCAGUUGUAUUUUUUUCUUAACUCUGUAGGCUUGUAAUCAAUC
Messenger RNA from Papaver somniferum (opium poppy), 3372 nucleotides. RefSeq lists its product as uncharacterized. Lineage: Eukaryota; Viridiplantae; Streptophyta; Magnoliopsida; Ranunculales; Papaveraceae. The transcript has 5 exons. The coding region runs from base 1482 to 2195 and encodes 237 amino acids. The record is from RefSeq and is a predicted model, not a curated record.